UCAGCUGUGUCCAAUCACAGCUGAUCACAUGGCACAUAUCAGUGCCUACCAGUGCACAUCAAUGCCACAUAUCAGUGCCCAUCUGAGCUGCUUUCAGUGUCACCUAUUAGUGCCAGUCAGUGCCACCUACCAAUGCCAGUCAGUGCUACCUGUCAGUGCUGCCAAUCAGUGCCAGUCAGUGCCGCCUAUCAGUGCCAGUCAGUGCAGCCUAUCCGUGCACAUCAGUGCUGCCUAUCAGUGCCACCUAACAGUGCCAGUCAGUGCCACCUAACAGUGCCAGUCAGUGCCACCUAAAAGUGUCAGUCAUCGCCACCUAAAAGUGUCAGUCAGUGCCGCCUAUCAGUGCCAGUCAGUGCCGCCUAUCAGUGCCAGUCAGUGCCGCCUAUCAG
Molecule: messenger RNA, 389 nt
Organism: Staurois parvus
Lineage: Eukaryota; Metazoa; Chordata; Amphibia; Anura; Ranidae
Source: the annotation of a GenBank genome assembly